Tachyglossus aculeatus (Australian echidna) is the source of this 7630-nucleotide messenger RNA. RefSeq names its product neurocan (gene NCAN). Lineage: Eukaryota; Metazoa; Chordata; Mammalia; Monotremata; Tachyglossidae. Gene Ontology annotation, molecular function: hyaluronic acid binding; calcium ion binding. Bases 1152 to 6167 code for a protein of 1671 amino acids. Gene Ontology annotation, biological process: cell adhesion. The transcript has 16 exons. The record is from RefSeq and is a predicted model, not a curated record.
AGCCGCCAGAGGUCUGCUCCUCCAACUGCUGCUCCUUGCAGUCUCUGGGCAGGAGGUCGCCCCGAUGGAGAUUUACCAGAACCUGGCCCGAAGAGAAGCACUCAGAAGAGCUCACCGGCAUGGGGCUGGGGCCCAGACGGCUGGCCCCUGGUCUUCAGGAACUGGAGACUCUGGAUAGAGUGUUCUCGUCACCACGGCCCUCCAACCUGACCACCAGCUCACACUCCACGCUCGUUCCCCAAGGCCCUUGGACAGCAGCGGCGCUGGGCCUGCCCGCCCGGAAACAGGAUGGGUGGAACCUGGAGCUCCCCGGAGGGUCCAUCAAGCAGAGCCCCAGAUGGGGGCUGAAGAGACCAAGAGGAGGCAGGGACAGCUCUGGGGGCCCACUGAAAAGAGACUCAGGUCCCUGAUGGGUUCUGACCUGGCUCGUGUCAUCAGAUGGGCCCGAUCCACCCAGACCCCUGGGGUCUGCUACCCAUGGGACCCCUGUCCCCCUUCCCCCAACCUCCCAGUAAAGUUCUCACACCAGACCCCUCGUGACUCCAAAUGGAGAGUUUCUGGGCUGAACCAGACCAAAGCCGGGACCUCUGGGAGGGAAACAGCCAGCCGACCGUUUAUUGACAUGUCAUUCCCGUCUCCCUAGGGCACGAUCCUCUGGUCCUGGGGGCACCGGCUGUGUGUGUGUGUGUGGGGGGGUUGAUCCUGUGGCACAUCUGAGGGGGACCACACGCCACCUCCAAACCCUCUUUAAACCGGGCGACACAUCUAUCAAGCUCUUGACAAGUCCUUGGGCCUGGAAAGUCACUACCGCAUGGAAAGGAAUAUAAAUAAAACAUGCUCCCCUCUCCACUCCCGGCACCCAGCAGCCUGCACUGUGAGAAGUGAGCAGCCUCUCUCCUGGGAUAACGGGCAGGGUGAUGUAAUGACGGGGACCGAGCCUUAAUAGCCUUGAAAAGUGGACAAUCCGGCUCCAGGCCCAGGCCGGGAGCAGCUAUAAUGAGGAGAGAAUGCGGUGAUGCUUCCCCCAAAGCCAUUGGGAUUUUCUGGUUUCCGGAGACUGGGGAAGUGCUGCCUUGGGCCCAGAGAUGCCAGAGGGCACUGGCAAGAGGGAGACCAGGGAAGAGGGCUAGCUGGCACAGUGGAGGAGAGACAUGGAUCGUGCAAUCUUCCAGCCGUCAUCUGAUCCAUCCCCCUGCCUCCAGAGAAGAGACCCCACGGCUGCCCUGGGCUCCCAGGACGCCGGGAAGGUAAUCCACAUCAACAAGGUGCAGCAUCAGCCACUGCGGGCCGGGCUGGCCGAGAUGGUUGCUCUGCCCUGCCUCUUCCUCCUCCGCUCCCCCACCUCGCUGGGCCCCAACACCCCCCACGACCCACCCAGGGUCAAGUGGACCAAAGUGCGCUCAGCAUCAGGGCAGAAGGUCGAGGUGCCCAUCCUGGUGGCCAAGGAGAAGGUGGUGAAGGUGGUGCGGGGCUACCAGGGCCGGGUGAGCCUGCCUGGCUAUCCCCAGAACCACACCAACGCCACCCUGGUGCUGGGGCCCCUGCGGGCAAGCGACACGGGGCUCUACCGUUGCGAGGUGGUGGCUGGCAUUGACGAUGAGCAAGACCUGCUGCCCUUGGAAGUGACCGGUGUGGUCUUUCACUACCGAGCUGCCAGCAACCGCUACACCCUGAGCUUCCCUGCGGCCCAGGAUGCCUGCCGUCGCAGCUCGGCCGUCAUCGCCACCCCCCAUCACCUGCAGGCUGCCUUUGAGGACGGGUACGACAACUGUGAUGCAGGCUGGCUCUCCGAUCACACUGUCAGGUACCCCAUCACUCUGUCCAGGCCUGGUUGCUAUGGAGACCGCAACAGCCUACCCGGGGUCCGGAGUUAUGGUCUGCGGGACCCCCAGGAGCGCUAUGAUGUUUAUUGCUUUGCUCGGGAACUGAAAGGCGAAGUGUUCUACGUGUCCCACCCCCACCGGCUGACCCUCUCUGGGGCCCGGGCUCACUGCCAGAGCCAUGGGGCCACACUGGCAACUGUUGGCCAACUCUACCUAGCCUGGCAGGAGGGGUUGGAUCAGUGCGACCCAGGCUGGCUGGCUGAUGGCAGCGUCCGCUACCCCAUCCAGACUCCACGGAAGAAAUGUGGUGGGGAGGAACCCGGAGUGAGGACCCUGUACCAGUUCCCUAACCGAACAGGCUUCCCGGAGCCCUCCUUGAAGUUUGAUGCUUACUGCUACAGAGCCCACUACUUGGCUCCCCCUACUCAGCUCCCGGAGCAUCCCACAUGGGCCCCGGGGGCUGGAUCCCAGCCAGAGGAGUUGCCCAUCCUGAGCCUGGAGAACAUUCUACAGGAACACGGCCCCACCCCAUCCCCUGGAGGGCUCCCCGGCCCCGACGGAGACGAUCUCCUGGUCUCCGGUGACUCCCGAGACGGGACGGGACGGGAACACCCGGCCCUGAAGCCCCGCCUCUUGGCCCCACCUCAUCCCGUGGAUGAGCAGCUGCAGCUGACGACCACCGCCCCCUCGGAGACGUCCCGGGUGGACCGUCACCAGGCCAGGUCGGGGACGGGUGCAGGGAAUGGGACCCCAGCAUCUCUUGCAGAUAGGGCCGAGACAGCUGGGAUAACAUCCUUGGAGUCGGAUCCUGAACUGGAGGAAGAUCAGUGGCAGAAUAUGGUGGACCAGAUCCCCAGGUGGAGAGAAAGCACUCCGCAUCCACCUCCAAAAGCCACAUCCCAGGAACUUCAGGGCCCCAGCUCCACUACCAUCUCAGAAGGGGGCACGUCUGUCCCUAAGGGUCUGGGGCCCACCCAGCUCUGGGUCCCUGCCGCUAUCACGGAAGUGGCUGGGCCGGGGGCCACGGAGUCAACCCUGAGCAACAGCCCUGGAGGUCUGGGUAGCCCAAGCCCUGAGGGUUUCCCAACAUCCCUGCCAGGGGGAGUCCUGGGAGUCACUGGGGGGUUGGGCACAGAAACAGUUGACCCCAGCAAGCCAGGGAUCACCAAAGCUGCCCCAAGGAGCCCCGAGACCACCAGGCGAGGCCACUACAAAGGGCUCAACGGACGGUACUUCCAGAAGACAAAGGUGGCCCCUAAAAGGAAGUGGGGCAGCGGGAGAGGCAGCACUGCAGCACCCCUGGAAACAAAAGCAUCUGGAAACCACUUGGAGAACCCCUCUGCUCUGGCCCCUGGACCCCUCAGCAUUCCCGAGACCUCCUCCCUGUCCAAUGAGGUGGACCGACUCAAUUCUGAUGUGCCAGGAUCCGAGAAGCCAGGGAGCCCACCUAGCCUCCUGACCUCUGUGCCUGACUUCGAGGAGAGAGAAGACCCAGAAAUGACCAGAACCCCAGCCCUGGCUCCUCAAGAAGGCAACCGCCCCUCGUUGACCCAGCCUGAAGAGCGUCCAGUCACCAGUGACCAGGAGACAAGAGCCUUCCUAGUCCCAACCCAAGAGCCAACAUCAUCAGCCAACACUGACAGCUGGGCAGCAAGUCUAAGUCCCACUGCUCCUCUGGCAGUGGUGACCCUAGAUCUGGCUGGGGGUGAGCUCCUCUGGCACCUGAGGGACACUGCAACACGAAGACAGACAGACAGCCCUCCUAGCCAAGAUGCCACCCCGUACCCAUUGCCCACCAAUAGUGGCAUGCUGACCGAAAGAGCAGAGAGCAGCUCCCUCCAACGGGUCCAGGGGGAAGAUUCCGAAGUCUCCUCUGGGGAGACCCGUGUCAGCAAGGAGGUGGAUGUGCCUGUCCUGGCCAUGCUGCGGGCUCCCAAGCCCUCCUUGCUGUCCUCACUCCCUCCUACCCCAGGGACCUCCCAUCCUCCAGAUGUCACCCUGCCCAGCAGAAUGACCCCAGGGGCCUUUAUGCAGGAGCCCCAAGGGGAACCUGGCAAAACUGCUAUCUUCCCAGAGGAUUCCACGGCUUUCCAGACCCAGCAUGUCAACUGGAGUUCCACAGGCAUCCAGGACCCCGGAUGGGGCAGAGGUGGGCAAGAAAGAAUUGAGGAAGAGCCAUCCACCCCACCAGCACCCUCCACAGUGGGCAGGCAGGAAGAUUCAGUCACUGAAAUUGGAUCCCCCUACAGAGGGCAGGAGGCACGCCAGGCUGGACAAGACCAAGACCCCGAUCCGCCGUCCCUUCUUGGAGAGACAGAGACCACUGUGCCCGGAGCUACCUACUGGCAGGGUACCGGGGGGGCUGCGGCAGGGACAACCGUCUCGGUACUCCAAGAGGAGACUCCAUCCACCGUCCUGCUGGCCUCCCACCCCUUGAACAGCGACCUUGACUCUCUGCUUCCCAUCAGGAUCACCGGAGACCCCUCCAUGGCCCCUGGGGAUCUGGUUACCGAGGCGACUGAAGAAGCGGAGGUGGAGAUGGAGGAGAAGGAAGAGAUUGAGGAAGAAGAGGAGGGACUUGGCUUCCACACGGUGGCUACUUCCUCUGCAGAUGCUUUCCAAAGCCAGACCCCAGCUAGUUCCACCCUACAGCCUGGGCCCGAUGAUCCCAGCCCUGGACACCUCACCUCAUGGAACCCCCUGGAGCCAGAGUUGGACCCCUGGAGACCCCACCUGGAAAGCAGAGCCGAAGGCCUUCUAGAGUCGUUUUGGGUGACCCCAGACCCCACCCAAGCCAACCCACUGGCCAUGCUGACUGCCCAAGAGGGUGGCCCUUCAGGGGAACCCACGCUUGUCCCAGAGCCAUUGGAAGCUGGGACCCUGAAGUCUCUGAGCCCAAAUGGCUCAGAGGAAUCAGGGGGCUGGGCUCUCCAGAGAACCCCGACCAGCAUCCCAGAGCAGGACAUGGACGAUGCCUCAGGGGAAGGCAGAAGAGAGUUGCCCAGCCCUUUGGGGCUCCCGGCACCCCACCCCACCACCAACGGCUUGCUCAGCCACAGCAAGGAGACCCUGCGCCCUGGCGAGUCUUUGCCGGAGCUACCCGAGACCCUGCUCUCCCUGCGGCCUGGAACCGGGGAGGGUGGGGAGCCCACUGGCCCCAAGGGUAGGACCCUGCCUGGGGAGGGCUCAGAAGAACCCACCACGGACCAGGGGAGCUAUUCCCUUGGGCCAGAGGGGGCAUCCUCCGAGGAGGCUGAGCCAGGCCCCGUGACAGAGUCCGGGGGCUUGGCCCUGGGGGAGGAGACCGGGAGUGGACCAGAGGACCAGAUGCUCCCUAUGGCAGGGGAUUUGGAAGUCCCAUCCUGGACCCUGGAGAGUAACCUGAGCACAGAAUCCUGGCCCGAUCCUUGCAAGAACAAUCCCUGCCUGCAUGGGGGGACCUGCCAGCCCAACGGUACUGUCUACAGCUGCAACUGUGGCCAGGGAUUCACCGGAGAGAACUGCGAAAUUGAUAUCGACGACUGCCUGUCCAGCCCUUGUCAGAAUGGCGGCACCUGCAUUGAUGAGAUCAAUUCCUUCGUCUGCCUCUGUCUGCCCAGCUAUGGAGGGAGCGUCUGUGAGAAAGACACAGAAGGCUGCGACCACAACUGGCACAAGUUUCAGGGCCACUGCUACCGCUACUUUGCUCACCGCCGUGCCUGGGAGGAUGCCGAGCGGGACUGCCGCCGCAGGGCUGGCCACCUCACCAGCAUCCACUCCCCAGAGGAACACGGCUUCAUCAACAGCUUCGGGCACGAGAACACGUGGAUCGGAUUGAAUGACCGGAUCGUGGAACAGGAUUUCCAGUGGACCGACAACACGGGCCUGCAAUAUGAGAACUGGAGGGAAAACCAGCCAGAUAACUUCUUUGCGGGAGGGGAAGACUGCGUGGUGACCGUGGCCCAUGAGAGUGGCCGCUGGAACGAUGUGCCCUGCAACUACAAUCUCCCCUACAUCUGCAAAAAGGGAACAGUGCUGUGUGGGCUGCCCCCAGCUGUGGAGAACGCCUUUCCCCUGGGCUCGAGGAAGGACAAGUACAACAUCCACUCGACUGUGCGCUACCAGUGUGAGGAGGGCUUCCUACAGCACCACCUGCCCACGAUCAAAUGUCACAGUAACGGGAAGUGGGAUCGGCCCAAGAUCAUCUGUACAAAACCUAGGAGAUCCCACAGGACCCGGCGCCAUCACCGCCAUCACCACCCGCACCACCAGCACCACCACCACAAAUCCCGCAAGGAGCGGAGAAAACACAAGAAGCACCCCAAGCUGGACUGGGAGGAGGAGGAGGAGAGUAACUUCUGCUGAAGGCCAAGGCAAGAGAAAGCACAAACCCCUCUCAUCCCAGCCCACUCCCAUUCCCCACAAAACCUUUGGCAGAGGAGGUAGGGGAGGGGCCCCACCCCUGAUCCCAAGCCCCCAACCCAACUCCCUUUUUAAAAAGCCUCGAUUUCCACUUCUUAUCCCCAAAAGAUACCUCCCGCUAAAGUAUCAAUGUACCUGUGUAAUCAUCCACAUACGCAGAGUGCCCAUGGGAAGGUAUGUGUGUACCCACAUACAAGAGUGUCACAUAUCUGCGUGUAUAUGUCCCGUAUCGGUCUGAAUGUAAGACAGAUAUUUUUAAGACUGCUCCCCCAGAGCUCUUAAACUGGUCUUCAGCAUGUGUGGUGAAGUCGCUUUGGCUGGUCUUUGAAUGAGAUGCACAGGAAGGGGGAGUCGACUUGUAGAUGGGGCUGACUUAGAUUCGGAGGGAUACGGUAGACAACCAGACAUGGAUGAUAAUGAAGUCAGGGUGGAAGAUAGUAACAUCCAUUUUCCUUGCUCAGCCUGAUCUCCUGUUCAUCUCUUCCCAUCAGGAUCCCCAGCCUUUGGUCUCUGGGCAUGUGUAAGCCCCAUCAACUUCCCCCUGCCUGCCUGUUGCAAAAGAGUCUGUUUUUCUACCCCUCCCUUCUCCCCUCACCCCCUCUAGCAGGCAUUGGUGGUCCCACGCCCCAAAAAGUCUUUUUCCCUCCUCCCUGCUUCCCUCCACCCCUCCCUCCCUCCCUCUCUCUCUCUCCAGCUCCAGGGGGAGAGGAGAGGCUGACGGGUCCCUUAUGUUUCCGGUCUUUUUCUGGUUGAAUAGAAUCGCAUAAAACUUGAAGUAGUAACUCCCACCUGUGAUCGUAUAGUAGAAAGGUUUGCAGUAUUAAAAGGAAAGUACAAAACAGAUUUUAAACAUGAAAACAUGUCACCAAGAGACUCCCUGCUCCUCCCCGUCCACGAGCUCGGACUGGAUACGGUCCAACGACGACGUUUUAAAGCCCUAAAUCCCAAUCGCUCAGAACCGGCCCCGGGGAUGGGGGAGGGAAAGCCAAUUGCGAACUCCGCGAAUCUCCAGGGAGGCCGGGCCUGUCGUUCUCCGGGCCGGGGCGCCUCCUGCAGUACACUUCCUGCAGGACACCUGCAGCCCGCCACGAGGAGCGCUCGCUCGCAGGUAGCUCUGAGCCUUCCAGUUUCCAGUUUGGGACUCGUCUCGAUUUCAGAAAGCAAGAAGAAAAAAAAAAUCCAGUCUCUCAGUUUUAAAUGUUGCUAGAAGGUUUUGGGUUUUUUCCCCUUUCUUUUUCCUUUGUUAUUUUUCUCUGUUUGAAUCUGGUGUUGUUGGAACGUGUAGUCUUUGUUCGUGCCGGUGGCCUCUUGCUUCUCUCUCACCAUCUCUUGCCAUCUCUCUCGUUCUCUCCAUCAAUCUCUCUCCACCUCUCUCUCCUCUCUUCCUACAUGGAGAGGUAUCAUCU